CGUUACGUAGCCAUCUUGUGUGUAGAGCAGAGGAAGCGGAGCCGUUAGCUCGAGAUCUGUAUUGACAGCCGACAGACUGACAAACAAACCGUCAUUCUGCUCCAGACAGACUGUGUUAAUGUGAGAAACGGGGAUCAAACAUGCGUUACGACGUGUCGAGAUGUCAACCCGAUGUGUUUCGCGGAGGAUAUAUGCCUUUGAAGACGACAGAGCGCUAAAAACGGACUGCGCCUCAGAGUCGCGCGAGUUCCGCGACUGGAGAGUUUCAACUGCGAGGGCGGCCUGAGGGAAACUCUCACUCCGGGACAUGGCCUUCGUUUAGGCCACGGAGGAUAAACACACGGGCUCGCUAGGAUUAAACACAGCUGGAGUAAAGCUGUCGUUGUGUUUGGAGUUUCAGUUUAAAGGAUUUAAAGGACUAAAAAUGGCGCGAUGAGGACGGAGCUCUGAGGGGAGUCUUGCGUUAGCGUGACGCUAACCAAAAAUUACAUGACAUUUUCAUAUACAUUGCUUACAUUGGAGCUGUUCGCUGCACUUUGACGUGUUGAGAGACACUUAAAGCUGUCAAAAUGUCUAAAAUGCCGUCGAAAAAGAAGAGCUGUUUUCAGAUCACCAGCGUAACGCAGGCUGCGCAGGUGGCGGCCAACAGCAACACGGACGACACCGAGAGUUUAGACGACCCCAGGACUGAGGACAUGUCCUCAUCCGAGAUAUACGACAUGUCCAAAACUGGAGAUUUCGAGCCGGAGGCGUGUGAUGUCAGUUUAUCUGAUGAAUCGCUUCAUAACGAGGCUGAAACAUCUGGGGCGAGUGCCCAAGAUGUUCCCAUAACGAACAUACCUGGUUCUCGCAACACAAGUGCGGUUCAUAUGAACCCACCUGUCCGUUCAGUUAGCGGGUCUGUAUCUUCCCAGUCUUCGGUUGUAUCUAAUGCACCGACCAGCAUCCAGACUUCAUCAGUUAGCAGUUCUGCCACAGUAAGUACCUGCAGCUCCCGUUUCAGGGUCAUCAAGUUAGACCAUGGCACAGGUGAACCCUUCAAAAGAGGUAGGUGGAAUUGCACUGAGUUUUACGAGCGGGAUACGGACAAUUCCUCGUCCGGCCGGACUGUGGAUACCAUUAAACACGCAAGCGGCGCGGAUCACAGCGCCGACAGGGACGGACCAGGAGUCACUGGAGGUUCGAUGGCUGUGCAUGUUGUGUCUUCAGUGUCUGCGGCAGAGCCACGUACAGAUAGUGGCUACUUAUCUGCACCAUCGAACCCGUCAGUGGAGCUUCAGCAGCAAACCCUAGGCAUCUCUCAGCAGGGAUUAGGGCUUGCAGCCCAGAAUGCCCAUAUCAAAUCUCCAAGCAUGCCUUUGGCAACUCAACCACAGCCAUUUUUUCCCGUGCAGAUUCAUCAGAGUGUUAUUCCCUCAAAUCAGUCCCAGACGGUCUCGGUGGCUUCUCUUCCGCUCACGACCCCGCUGAACCAGGGUCCGUCACCUGUUAUGACUCCUGCAGCGGGAAGCGCUGCACACGUGCUUGGAUUAGUUCCCCAGCCCGUGGACGGCAGAGGGCUUCCCAUCGGCCAGCCGGAGCAUGUUCAGGGGCUUUUACAGCAGCCGGGCAUCAGCACGGCUCUAGGGAGCGUGUCGGCCGCAGCUGUUGUACAGCAGGCACCAGUGCCGCUCAUUCAGCCGGCGGUAACCGCGUCUGUCAACACCCUCGCUGGGGUCCCUGGUGUGCAAAAUGUGCCUGCUGUUAUGUCCAGUGCCUCUAAUGCCCCCCAGAGCAUGCCAAAACAGACGCCACAGAAUCCGACUCAGGGAGUCCUCGGAGGACUGGGUGCGCAGAUGACCCCCGCUAACUUUAGCCAGCUCCCCACCGGCGUCGCCCAGUACGUGGAGAACCAGAGGAAGCCCGACGGGCUGCUCCAGAGCUCUGUGCUCAUGGGAACACCUGCUGUCAGCAGCCUGUUCGGGAUGGCUAUAUCAAUUGAUGGGGAUGAGGACAGUGGGAAAGGCAUAGAAACACUAUUGUGGACUUUUGAAUUCCUUGGCUCACGGAAUCCCUCCACGGCUUUCUAUCAGGCCUUCCCAAACGGCAGGUCAAAGGCCAUCAGUGAUGGUGCCUCUGGCGCCAGUGUUGUGGCCAUUGAUAACAAAAUCGAGCAAGCUAUGGAUCUUGUGAAAAGCCAUUUAAUGUACGCGGUGCGUGAGGAAGUGGAGGUCCUGAAGGAGCAGAUCAAGGAGCUGUAUGAGAGGAACUCAGUUCUGGAGAGAGAGAACGCAGUAUUAAAGUCUCUGGCCAACACGGAGCAGCUGACCCAGCUCUCCUCUCAGCUCAACAGCCUCGGCAGCACUUCACCCCAACAGACGGCGGUCAACGCCAUCCUACAGGAAGGAGGCACACUCGUGGCCUUGCCCCCGCAACCCAACGUGUCCACAUCGUGAAGACCCCGAUUCACCAGACUUGCAUAAAAAAACACACACACAUACAAAAAAAACAUCCAAUCUGCAAAGGAGAUCUUGGUUUGCCAUCUUCGGAGAGCCAUGCUUUCGUUACACGUGCUGCUUGGCUUUCCAUGCAUUAGACAAUCAUUUUGGGAGAAGCUAAUUCGGCUCCACGAUGGGUGCGGUAGCUUUCGGUGGGAACGGGCUGUUUGCAGGCGCAGGCAAAUGCAAAAGAGUUCGGUAGAAAAGUGGAGAUUUAGCAGGAAGCUAAACGGCGAUUGAGAUCUGGAGACAGAGCAACUAUCAUGGAAAGCUUGGCAGAGCUACAGCAGGAGUCCUUUCGUCGGUUUAGAUUCACUGUUUGCAUAUAUUUAUUAGAGGGCUGCUAUUUUCAUAAUGUAAAUGAACAAUGUAACAGAGAUCUAUUAUAUAUAUAUGUAUGUAUAAAGAACCGUUCUUUUGGUUUCUGAAAUGUAAGAUACUUGUUUAACAAGGCAAUAAUGUCCCCAUGGCACAGUUCCAACACUAAAAGUGAUUCAACAACAUUGCUGAAACAGUCCUGUAUGGUUGAGUUGGUUCGGGGUUGAAUGUACAUGUGUAUAGAUUGUAAAGUAUUAAAGUAUAGCCAGUUGUACAGGUGAGCAGCAGUUAUCAAGUAUUUUCCUUUUUCGGAUUUUAUUAAGUACACGCGCUAUACUUUCCCUAAGUACUUAAAUUCUGGCUUUUGAAUUCGUUUUGUAAUUUUAAUUCGGGAUGGGGGAAGAAGCUGUGAAUUAGUUUGUAUAAUGUAUUUGUAACCAAAGAAGAAAAGCUGUGUGCAUUUUUGUAACGCACAUUUUCUUUUUUGUUUGUUCGCUCGCGCUUUUAAAAAAAACUUCGUCACCUUUCGUUUCUGAUUAGCAUGUGCUGCAUGAUCUAUCAGAAUAUUUUCUUCAUGUUUUUAUUUUUAUUAUUAUUCAUAAUUUAAGUGGUCUGUGAACGAUAUUUUAUUAUGGAUGGUGAAGGGUGAUUUUUGGAAGAAAAAAACCCAGUAAUGUUAACAAAAAAAAUGAUAAUAAGUUAUCCGUUUUCAUUUGCAUGGUGUUGUAAGAUUUGACGUACAACCAAAUGUUUAUUACAUUGCAGAAAAUGUUCAAAAAUAAAUGCUGAUUUAUAUUUCAAGGUGUAGUUCACACUGAUAACCUUUAAAGAACGAUAAAAUAAUAAUCGUAAUGAAAUCAAAGCCGCAAAAGUGUUCACAGAUGUCAUUUACAUGUAUAGGGCAUGUCCUCUGUCUUUUGUGCCUCUUGUAAUUUGGAUGCAGCGAUUUGGUUUAUUGUUAUUUUUUAACCCAGUUUGAGCCAAACAGAAAUAUUGUACAAUCGCUGUACAUUGGUCUGAAAUUUUCUUUUUAGGUUUGCUUGGUUUUUCUUUUUUUGUUGAAGGAAAUGUAGUAUACAAGCAAAAUGUAUUGUACUUGAUAACUGAGCCUUUUGGGAAUAUCUUAAAAAUACCCUUGUAAUGUGCUGUUUUUGAAAGAGUUUAGUUUUCUGUCAGAAAUAAAUGACUGUUCCAUUGAGAACUAAACCAU
Molecule: messenger RNA, 4005 nt
Organism: Carassius gibelio (silver crucian carp)
Lineage: Eukaryota; Metazoa; Chordata; Actinopteri; Cypriniformes; Cyprinidae
Product: TSC22 domain family protein 2
Exons: 5
Coding region: 570-2435 (621 amino acids)
Biological process (GO): regulation of transcription by RNA polymerase II
Source: RefSeq, a predicted model, not a curated record